GAGAAGGAAUCUGGCAGGAAUUUGGCAGGAGGAGGACAGGAAGCAAGGCAGCGGCUGACUCACAGCUUUUGCCUUUUUAGGCUCGAACCAUCUCACUGUGGGCUGAGAUGGGGGUUCACGUAACAGGCAAGCUGGCCGGCCGCCUCCCCCGCCAUGGCUCCUGGCACUGGUGGCCUUGCCCUACAGAGCGGCCUUUCCUGCCCACCUUCCUAUCUGUUCCCUAGUCCUCCUCUUCCCCUGAAGCUUUCCGGUGUAUGCGUGGGGUGGGGUGGGGUGGGGGCACCCUGAGACAGCUUACCAUUCAGAGCCCGGGCCUGGGGCACAGGCUUUGACACAUGUGUGGGACAAGCUACAGAAUUCUGACAAGUCCCCAGUGCAAAUGGGGAGUGGGGUAGGGUAGAACAGUGUGUCUCCGCAGGCAGGCCUGUGUCAGUCUGGGAAGGAGAAGGCUCACACCCCAAAAAAGCGGUCAGGAAGUGUGCCGAGUGAGGGGGGAGGUGCAGAGCCUGGCAGCUGGCAGCAGGACGGCAGGAAGAUGGAAACGUGGUCUGCAGUGGUGGUCCUUUAUUUGUUUAUUUAUUUUUUUAUAUUUAUUUAUUUUCCCUUUUGUUGCCCUUGUUGUUUUUUAUUGUUGUAGUCAUUAUUGUUGUUGGUGUCAUCAUUGUUGGAUAGGACAGAGAGAAAUGGAGAGAGGAGGGGAAGACAGACAGCGAGAGAGAAAGACCUGCUUCACCGCCUGUGAAGUGACUCCCUUGCUCGUGGGGAGCCGGGGCUCGAACCAGGAUCCUUACACCGGUCCUGGUGCUUAACCUGCUGCGCUGAAGCCCCACUCCCUAUUUGUUUAUUUGUAAAGAUUUUUUAUUUUUCCUUUUUUGUUUUGUUGUACCAGAGCCCUGCUCAGUUCUGGCUUAUUGUCGUGCAGGAGAAAUGAACCUGGGACCUAGCAGCCUCAGGCAGGAGAGUCUGUUUGCAUAACCACUAUGCUACAUCCCCGCCUUUGGUGGUCCAUUUUAUGCGGGUAAGGCCUCAAGGGGCUGCUCACUAGGCUGUAAGGUCAGACACUGAUGGCUGGACCAGAAAGGGAGAAUGGUAUGUUUCUUUUUUCUUUUCUUUUCUUUCGUUCUUCCUCCUCCUCCUCAUUCUCCUCCUUCUUCUCCUUCUCCUUCUUCUCCUUCUCCUCCUUCUUCUCCUCCUUCUUCUUCUCCUCCUUCUCCUUCUCCUUCUUCUCCUCCUUCUUCUCCUCCUUCUUCUCCUCCUUCUUCUCCUCCUUCUCCUUCUCCUUCUUGGCACUUCUGUGACGGCGGACGUGUUCCUUCCUUGGUAGACCUGACAUCAGAGAACCACAGGAGAAUGAUGUGGCCUCCGAGGGAAACCUCUCCUCCUCCUUCCUCGGCAUCUUCUCUCUCAUCGUCUCCAUCCUCCUCAGUCACCGUCCUAGAUGACAUACCGGAUGUUUCCUCUCAGCCUCAGGACUCAAGAGGUCAUUUCAGUCCUGCCAUUCCUACCUGUCAGAGGCAGGCCGGAGCCCAGGGGGUGCCCAGGGAAGUACCCUGGUACCUACCCCAUGGCCGAGUGCUGGAGGAGCUAGCACUCUGCUCCAUGGAUCCUGAGUGCGAUAGCCCAGCAGGGCCCAGGCCGCCCGGCCCCAUGGAGGUGGCUUCUCCUGGGAGUCAGGAAGCACAGGCCUCUCCGGGGUGUUCCCAGAGUAUCCACAGAGCCUCACGGCCCACUGCAGCGGACAGGUGCUUGCCAGGCCCAGAGCUGUCUCCCAGGACCCACGAGGCACAGGGUGCAGGAGAACGGAGCCCUGGGUUUAGGAGAGGAGGAGGUGGAGUGGCACCAGCACAGGGCAAGAAGAUGGGUUUAAAGAAAUUAGAACUCACUCCAGAGGUGAAGGCCAGUCUGCUGGAUUGGAAUGACCCUGCCGCUGAACAGUCGGCGCCCUUGGGGAAAGGUGGGGAGCCUGGCAGAGGAGGGAGAGGAGGAGGAGGAGGCCGCACGCAGAGACCUGGGCCCCUGCAGAUUCCUCCGACAUCACCAGCACAGAGAGAUGCCCCCCAGGAGAAAACAAGGACCCCUGGGGAACCCGGCCCAGGGGAGUGCAGCAGUGGGGCUCCACCCAAGUCUCCCCUGCGGCUCUUAGCAAAUGUCUUCAAGAAGUCCUUCUUCAGCUCCGAGGGCAGGGGGAAGAAGGCACCCACACGCUCAUUCAGCCUUCGAAGCAGCAGCUCCAGUAAAGACUGGGAUCCUCACGCCCCCUGGAAAGACGCAGCCAGCCGGGCCUCAGCCUUCCUCUCCAGGGGUGUUACCAGGGCUACCCAGUCCUCGAACCCGAGCCCGUGUGAUGCUGGUCUCCGCACCCACAGCCUGCCCAACAAGUCCUCCAAGAUGCCCCCAGCCAGCAACAGCAGCAGGAUGAUGGACGUCCCCACACUCCUGGAGAAAGUGAGUCUGCAAGAGACGGUGUCAGAGGUUUCCAGGGCUCCCAAGAAAAGGGUCCCGCUCCUUUCCUCCUUGGAACACAAAGAC
Erinaceus europaeus (western European hedgehog) is the source of this 2529-nucleotide messenger RNA. RefSeq names its product F-actin-monooxygenase MICAL2-like. The transcript is spliced from 3 exons. Lineage: Eukaryota; Metazoa; Chordata; Mammalia; Eulipotyphla; Erinaceidae. The record is from RefSeq and is a predicted model, not a curated record. The annotation marks the transcript as partial.